Solanum verrucosum is the source of this 2333-nucleotide messenger RNA. Its product is annotated as inorganic pyrophosphatase TTM2. The transcript is spliced from 12 exons. Bases 116 to 2077 code for a protein of 653 amino acids. Gene Ontology annotation, cellular component: cytoplasm. The record is from RefSeq and is a predicted model, not a curated record. Gene Ontology annotation, molecular function: kinase activity; ATP binding. NCBI's taxonomy places the organism in Eukaryota, Viridiplantae, Streptophyta, Magnoliopsida, Solanales, Solanaceae.
AUUUGAGCCUUUCUGCCUUUGUAGAAGAAAGGGCCAAAAAAGCUUGUAAGCUUUACUUGCAGUUAACCUUACUGUAGCAUAUAAUAGAGGAUAAUUCUCUACGUGUUUAUUCUAAAUGCCUAAAGAUACUAGUAAUGGUGAAUCUACUCGGAAAGCUGGUCUCUUAAAGGACCAAGUUCGACUAGUCAAGAGAAAGAACUGCGAUCGAUAUGAAAUCAUCUCGAUACCUGAUAAUUUGUCAUUUGAGAAAGGUUUCUUUGUUGUAAUCCGUGCAUGCCAGUUGUUGGUUCAAAAGAAUGAAGGAUUGAUAAUACUUGGUGUUGCUGGUCCCUCCGGAGCAGGAAAGACUGUGUUUACAGAGAAAAUACUCAGCUUCAUGCCAAGUGUUGCAGUUAUCUCAAUGGAUAAUUACAAUGAUGCUAGUCGAGUAGUUGAUGGAAACUUUGAUGAUCCACGACUUACAGACUAUGAUACAUUGCUGAAAAACAUCAAUGAUCUAAAGGCCGGGAAGCCGGCUGAGGUUCCCAUAUAUGAUUUCAAAUCUAGCUCUCGCAUAGGAUACAGGACUCUUGAAGUACCUAGCUCCCGCAUUCUGAUUAUUGAGGGUAUCUAUGCUUUGAGUGAAAAGUUGCGGCCUUUUCUGGAUCUUCGCAUAUCUGUGACAGGUGGAGUUCACUUUGAUCUUGUCAAAAGGGUUUUACGGGAUAUACAGCGUGCCGGGCAGGAACCCUCGGAGAUAAUCCAUCAAAUAUCUGAAACGGUUUAUCCAAUGUACAAGGCUUUUAUUGAACCUGAUCUCAAGACUGCACAUAUAAAAAUCAUCAACAAAUUUAAUCCGUUUACUGGAUUUCAGAGUCCUACAUACAUUCUAAAGUCUUCUAGGGAUGUGCAAGUCGAUCAAAUCAAGUCUGCAUUAUCUGAAGAACACAUUGAAAGUACGGAGCAAACUUACGACAUAUACCUUCUGCCACCUGGUGAAGAUCCAGAGACAUGCCAAUCAUAUCUGAGGAUGAGAAACAAAGAUGGAAAAUACAGUCUCAUGUUUGAGGAGUGGGUCACUGAUUCUCCCUUUGUCAUAUCGCCAAGAAUCAGUUUUGAAGUUAGUGUGAAGCUUCUUGGUGGAUUGAUGGCCUUGGGAUACACGAUUGCAACAAUACUCAAAAGAAGUAGCCAUGUAUUUUCUGAUGAAAAGGUUUGCGUGAAAAUUGAUUGGCUAGAGCAACUGAACCGGCAUUAUGUUCAGGUCCAAGGAAGAGAUCGCCUAAUUGUAAAAUCGGUUGCUGAUCAGCUGGGACUGGAGGGUUCAUACACUCCGCGUACAUAUAUUGAGCAAAUACAACUAGAGAAGCUUGUGAAUGAAGUUAUGGCACUACCAGAUGAUUUGAAAACGAAGCUUAGCUUAGAUGAAGAUCUCGUCUCCAGCCCAAAAGAAGCUCUCUCUCGAGCCUCAGCAGAGAGAGUAGCAUGGAGAAAUAAGAAUUUAAGAAGUGGAUUGUCCCAUUCCUACGCAAAUCACAGAGAGAAAAAUCUAUCCAAGAUUGAUACUGAUAGUCAGAGGUUUGAUGACAGAAACACUGAUUCAGCAACAUUAGCAAACCAGGGAGCUGUUACACAUUUAUCGGAACAAAUAUCUACCUUGAAUGAUCGGAUGGAUGAUUUUACAUCUAAAAUGGAAGAACUUAAUUCCAAGUUAACCAAAAAAAGAGCUUCUCCGAGCACACAAAGUCUGGCUUUGCAAGCCGAAGCUUGUAAUGGAUCCGGCCCAACUUCUUACUUCAUAUCUGGUUUAGAAAAUGGUUCCUUGACAGGAUCCAUUAUGCCAAAUUCAUCAUCCUCUUCUUUGCUAAUUCCAAAGGAGUCCAAUCUGAUGGAAGAGCUAUCUAAUGUUGCACGUGGACAACGCCAAAUUAUGCAUCAGUUAGACAGCCUUAGCAAUCUUCUUCGCGACAGACUGGGAGAACAAUCACGACAAGCAAGAACAAGCAAGAGAAGAGAUCUAAAUUCGAUCAGAGUACCUCUCAUUGUGACCUUAGCAGUUAGUGGAUUGGGGUUCUUUCUGUUUAAGAGCCGAAACUGAUUCUUCUUCCUGAUGUAAAAACUAUGCUCCUAUACUUUUUUCUUUCAAGUUCAUUAGCCCCAUACAAGUAGUAUUUUGCCUAUGUUCGAUCGGAGUAGAGGUAGACUAGUGUUCAUGUGUGUUUGGGUCAAGGAGGGCAGGUUUAUGCUUUCUAUUUCCCAGUUGAGCUUUGUCAAACAAGGCAGCAAGUUGUGGGGUUCCUUUGAUUAAAACUCUCUUUUCAAUACAUAUUUUACAAGUUAAAUUGCAAGUUUCC